Plasmodium malariae is the source of this 669-nucleotide messenger RNA. Its product is annotated as Plasmodium exported protein, unknown function. The record is from RefSeq and is a predicted model, not a curated record. The transcript is spliced from 2 exons. The coding region runs from base 1 to 669 and encodes 222 amino acids. Lineage: Eukaryota; Apicomplexa; Aconoidasida; Haemosporida; Plasmodiidae.
AUGCUUGUCUUUUUCAUUAAAGAUUUUAUUUUUUUCUGUCUAAUAUGGAUUUUAAAAUAUUCUAACGAGAGAAUUAUCUAUGAUAAAACAUGGAACGAGAAAUUGAACCGAAAUAAAAUAUUAACAGAUAAAUUUAACAGGCGAUUAUGUAAUGAAACAAAAACAUCUGUGGAAGAUGAAUAUAAAUAUUCCAAAGAAAAAAUAAAUGAUUUAAAAGGCAAAAGUACUGAAACAUUUGAAAAAAAGCCAUAUGUAUUAGAGCAUAAUAAUCUUUUCCAAAAAAAGGAUAAUGAAUCAAUAUACAGUGAUACUUAUCAAGAAGAAAUGAAUUAUUUGAUUCAACGUAGAAAACCUCAAAAACAUGGAGCUUCUAAAUUUAAGAAUAAUUUAAAAGAAAAAUUGCCUUCAUUAGAACGUUAUGAUAAUAUUCAGAACAAUAAAAAUGUACACAUGGCUUUUAACAAAUUUCCCUCAAAGAAUGACUCAUCUUUGUUCCAUAUGAAUUCACGGAAAAUAUGUAAUUUUUUUAAUUAUGAAGAUAAACUUAAAGCUACUGAAAAGAAUAAGCAAAAACACUCAUCCAAACAUGAGAAUUUGUCCUUUUACAUUUUUUUAUCAUUAACAAUAUUUAUCCUCUUAAUUGGAUACUUAUGUGAAUGCCUUGUUUAA